Molecule: messenger RNA, 810 nt
Organism: Gopherus evgoodei (Goodes thornscrub tortoise)
Lineage: Eukaryota; Metazoa; Chordata; Testudines; Testudinidae
Product: gastrula zinc finger protein XlCGF49.1-like
Exons: 3
Coding region: 121-810 (229 amino acids)
Biological process (GO): regulation of transcription by RNA polymerase II
Molecular function (GO): RNA polymerase II cis-regulatory region sequence-specific DNA binding; DNA-binding transcription factor activity, RNA polymerase II-specific
Source: RefSeq, a predicted model, not a curated record
CCAGUUUCCAAACCUGAUGUGAUCUCCCAGCUGGAACAAGGAGAAGAGCCAUGGGUCCCAGACCUCCAGGGUUCAAAGGAAAGAUUGAUCCUGAGAGCCCCCUGCACAGCAGGUGAUGCAAUGACAUGUGAGAAAGAGGAGCAGAAUUCUCAACAGGAAAAUGUCGAGCAAGUGGAUAAACAUAGAAAAUUAUUGCAAAGAUCAAAAAGAAAUGUGUCGAAGAGUCAUGAGCAGAGAAAAUCAUGCAAGACUCAGCACAGACCACAAAGCAAGCAGGGAAAGCAGCCAGGAGAGAAAAUGGGUAAAUUUAUUUCCUGUUGGGAAACUCAGAAGAGUGUCAAGGAAAGCACAACACAGCAGGAAAUCCUCAUGGGAAAGAGGAAAAAUACAUGCUGUGAGUGUGGUAAAAGCUUCUCUAGCAGCUCAGACCUUUCUAAACAUCAGAGAAUCCACACAGGGAAGAGGCCCUAUGAAUGCCGUGAGUGUGGGAAAACCUUCACUCAGAGAUCAGGCCUUUCUCAACAUCAGAGAAUCCACACAGGGGAGAGGCCCUAUGAAUGCAGUGUGUGUGGGAAAAAUUUCACUUACAGAUCAAGCCUUUCUCAACAUCAGAGAAUCCACACAGGGGAGAGGCCCUAUGAAUGCCGUGAAUGUGGGAAAAGCUUCACUUGCAGGCAGAGGCCCUUUGAAUGCCAUGAGUGUGGGAAAAGCUUCCUUCACAGCUUUCACCUUUCUAGCCAUCAGAGAAUCCACACAGGUAUGAGACCCAAUGGAAGCAGUGAGUGUGGGAAAACUGUGUCCUGCCACUGA